AAACCAUCAUUACGUGGAGCCAAACCAAACGCACGUACGAUCUACAAAACAUGUGGAUUGUCUGUGGAAACGUGAAGUCGAUCUCGGAGCUGUAGUCCACUAGAUAUGCCCUGAGCCAUGAUCCACCGUCUCAAUACCUGGCGUACUUAACUUCUCAACCUGAUAUAAAUGCAGCUUUAUAUCCUCACCCUUCUACUCUUCUCCUGAGGACGCUUCUGGAGGCCUCCCGGUGUUUUAGAAUGGCUGGCCGUGGAGAAGUGGACUGCCCAGUGAAUGCCCUUGCUCCAGUCAAGAUGAUGGAGGAAGUAGGAGAUACUUGUGCCCCAGACCCCUCAAGUUCUCCCCCCACCCCUGAGUGUUCCAUCUGCCUGCAGAGCUGCAUCCACCCUGUGCGUCUCCCCUGCUGCCAUGUAUUCUGUUUCCUCUGUGUUAAAGGGGCCUCCUGGCACAGCAAGCGCUGUGCUCUGUGCCGGCAAGAAAUCCCAGAGGACUUCCUGGAGCGUCCUGUCCUCCUCUCACCUGAAGAACUGAAAGCAGCAGCUGCAGGGGUGAGCCGAGGAUUGGGGACAAGCAGCGGGCCUCGUGGAGACUUUGCGUGGUACUAUGAGGGACGCAACGGCUGGUGGCAGUAUGAUGAGAGGACCAGCCGUGAGCUGGAGGAGGCCUUCUCAAAGGGCAAGAAGAGUACAGAGAUGCUAAUCGCAGGGUUUCUUUACGUGGCUGACCUGGAGAACAUGGUGCAAUAUCGGCGGAAUGAGCAUGGACGCAGACGCAAGAUUAAACGGGACGUCUUAGAUAUCCCAAAGAAGGGAGUUGCUGGACUCAGGCUAGACCCUGAACCAACCCCUAACCUUGCUUUACCUGUCGCCUCCUCAGUUGCAACAGAACGUGUCAGCUCAGCAGAUGGAUCAGACACAGCAGGCCCAUCACACUCUUCAACUUUUGGGAUUCUAGUGUCUCUACCUCCUGUUAGACCUCCAACACUCCUGGGGCGCCAUCCCACCAGUCCUCGGUGUGUCUCCCCCUUAACCCUGGAAGAGUGUCUCUCCCAGCUCCUACUGGCCCAAUCAGAGGGAGAAGAGGUUGAUGGAGAUGAUGAGACAUAUGAGUACGCAUCCGGCAGCAGUGACAGUGAGGAGGAGAGGGAGAGUGAGAGGAGAAGAGGACAAAGACCUCUAAGAGACAGCCAGCCCACCAGGAUGCCUCCAAGAGGUGGGGAUUCCAGCUCUGCACUCAGUCUUCGUUCACGUAGUCCUGAUGGACAGUGCACUGUGACAGAAGUGUGACGGCAGACUGGAUAGUGAUUUCUCCUCAACCAGUUUGGCAAAAAAAAGUUUAAAAACAAGUAUGCAUAUGGAAAAAUGUGAUCAUGUGCCAAAUAUGAUCCUAAAAUGCUUUUCCUUGUUUUCAUAUAAAUAUAGGUUUAUUACAUUAUCUCCAUCCAGUUUUUGUGUAAUCACGGGUUAGUCUGGGAUCAUGUUAAACAGUUUUUCCAAAUGAGUGAAUCCUUAAAAGAGUUUGAAUAUUGAAGUCAUUUAAUUUGGAGUCUUUGGGUGUAGCUUCGCAUUAUACGCAGGAUAUUCAUACAGUGGUGGUUGUGAUCUCAGAAAAAAUUGUAUAAAGUAAUAAAGCAAAAGACAGUCUUGUUUUCUUCUAGUUUAAAACUGCCAUCCAUCCUUUAGAGUGUUCUGUGACCCAGCAAUACAAAUGUCUUUUUCAAACGUAUUCUUCUCUAUUCAGUUAUCUUCUGACCUCCAGCGUAACAUGAAUGGUAGUUGUGGUUAUUUUGAAUGAAAGUGUAAAAAUGAAGCCUUUGUGUGUGGCACCUCUCGUUCCAGAGAGUUAAUCCUGCAGUUUGAUUUUAAGUUGAGCUUUAAUCAAGACAUAAUCAGCAACUUUUAAAACUAGACUGUGUGUGCACGUGUUAAAAUAUGUGUGAGGGUGUAGAGAGUCCUUCUGUUCUAAUGUGAAUGCCUUGAUUUAAAUUAUAGUGUGUGUUUGUGUUGUUGUUAAUAACAUAAGGUGCUGAAAAGCUACUGGCAGAACCACUGGAAAGUUUAAGGCUAUAUGUGUAGAGAGGCUCAUUUGGAUUUCUAUUUCUUGCUGUUGUAUUCUCGAUAGAGCUUUUAUCAGAGCACUGGCAUUGACAUGUACUUGGAUGAGCUCCAGCUGUCCUUACAAGAUCUUUUUUUCAUCUUCUUUCAUUUUAACUUGCAACUUUCUUACUGUUUGAUUGUCAAUCUCAACAAUACUUUAACUGUCUGUGUGUUUUGUAGCUUUUGUGGUGUUCUGUCAAGUCAUUAAAUGUGUCUAGCCAAAAUGUCAAACUA
Notolabrus celidotus (New Zealand spotty) is the source of this 2330-nucleotide messenger RNA. Its product is annotated as E3 ubiquitin-protein ligase rnf146-like. Gene Ontology annotation, biological process: ubiquitin-dependent protein catabolic process; Wnt signaling pathway. The transcript is spliced from 2 exons. Gene Ontology annotation, molecular function: poly-ADP-D-ribose binding; zinc ion binding; ubiquitin protein ligase activity. The record is from RefSeq and is a predicted model, not a curated record. Gene Ontology annotation, cellular component: nucleus; cytoplasm. Bases 240 to 1286 code for a protein of 348 amino acids. Lineage: Eukaryota; Metazoa; Chordata; Actinopteri; Labriformes; Labridae.